Molecule: messenger RNA, 1492 nt
Organism: Eucalyptus grandis
Lineage: Eukaryota; Viridiplantae; Streptophyta; Magnoliopsida; Myrtales; Myrtaceae
Biological process (GO): CAAX-box protein processing
Cellular component (GO): membrane
Molecular function (GO): metalloendopeptidase activity
Source: RefSeq, a predicted model, not a curated record
UCUCCUUUCCCUCUCGCUCUAAAAAACGAACGGUCAACCCGGCCACGGAGAAGCGACGGUGAGCGAGCGAGCGAGCGAGCGAGCCGAGCCGAGCUAUGCACUCCGAUUCGAGCCCUGAAGAGACGGCCGUGACCCGAGACGGAGCGCCUGACGAGCCCGGCCGUAGCCGCCGGACAUGGAGCUGUCUCUGCCUUCGCUGUCCCAGGGAACUCCGGCGGCCUCGCUGGCGUCAUCCUCCGGCAGAGCCGCGGCGAAGCAGCUCUACGACCACGGCGGCGGGGGAGGUGGGGAGGAGGGGAUGAGGCGCGCGGGCUUCGGCGGAGCUGCCAGGCCCCUACCUCGGGUGCGGUGCGUCAAGUCGUCCGCCGAGAGGAACGGCGGCGGAAUCGAUGCGAGCCGGGAGAGGGAGGGCGCGGGAGGGGGACGCUUCGCGGGCCCCGCCAUGGAGGUGACCACAUUCGACCGCGGCUUCGGCGAUUCGGAGUUCCCGAUUUGGGAGAAGAUCGGCGCCGUCGUGCGGCUCAGCUACGGAAUCGGUAUAUACGGGGCAAUGGCGUUGGCCGGGCGAUUCAUCUGCUCGUUCACCGGGAUAGAUUGCACGGGAGGGUUCCAUCCUUCGCUAGACGCGAUCGUCGGAGGGCUCGGAUACGCCAUACCAAUCAUGGCUCUUCUGUUUAUUCUAGAUGACGAAGUAGUGAAGUUGUCACCUCAUGCUCGGGCUAUAAGAGACGUGGAAGAUGAAGAGCUAUGGAGCUUCUUUUAUGGGAUGUCGCCGUGGCAGUUCAUACUAAUUGUUGCUGCUAGCUCAAUUGGGGAGGAGCUUUUCUACAGAGCUGCGAUUCAGGGAGUACUCGCCGAUGUGUUUUUGAGGGGCACAGAUUUGGUCACUGACGCUAAAGGGAUCGCUUCUCUGACUGGAGUGCUACCACCUUUUGUCCCUUUUGCUCAGGCAUUUGCAGCGGUUAUUACGGCUGCGCUAACGGGUUCUCUAUAUUAUGUGGCUGCCUCCCCAAAAGAUCCCACAUAUGUAGUUGCUCCAGUUUUACAAUCUCGCUCGGGUCGUGAAAAUCUGAAAAAGCUCUUCGCAGCCUGGUAUGAAAGGAGGCAAAUGAAGAAAAUCUACUCUCCUCUUCUCGAAGGACUUCUGGCUCUCUACCUUGGGUUUGAGUGGAUUCAGACAAACAACAUCCUUGCACCUAUAAUAACACAUGGGAUUUAUUCUGUGGUAAUACUUGGACAUGGCCUUUGGAAGAUCCAUGACCACCGGAGAAGACUACGCCAACGAAUCCAGCAGCUUAGACAGGGAAACGAUUCAAAAUGAACACUGAAUCAGCAUAAAUGUAGCUCGGCAUGCAUGGAACUUGUACAUUACGUAGAGUUUACUAUUGUAUGGUCUAGUGGCAGAUGUAAUUUCGGUAGAAUAACCUUAUACAUCAAGAAUAUGUAAGAGAAAUUCAAAGCUGUAUACAUGAUAUCAUACGAAGCCUCUUUU